Molecule: messenger RNA, 2094 nt
Organism: Aspergillus ochraceoroseus IBT 24754
Lineage: Eukaryota; Fungi; Ascomycota; Eurotiomycetes; Eurotiales; Aspergillaceae
Product: putative GABA permease
Exons: 8
Coding region: 124-1794 (556 amino acids)
Biological process (GO): transmembrane transport
Cellular component (GO): membrane
Molecular function (GO): transmembrane transporter activity
Source: RefSeq, a predicted model, not a curated record
ACAACUGGCUCUUCCUGUCCCUAUUGCAGGCGAUGGAUUCGUCCUCCUACCGAAAUUCCUCCCGCUCUUCUGUCCUUCAAUUGUAGUACUGUUUGAUUAUCCUCGUGUUCUCCUCCUCCAAUCAUGGCUGAAAAGACGCCCAAAGCUGCUCCCGACGUGAGCGAUGAUGAGCCUUCCGCUGUGGAACAGGGCGAUAUGGAGUUGUUAGCCGCCUUGGGUUACAAACAGGAACUCCGACGACACUAUUCGACAACAGAAGUCUUUGCGAUUGCCUUUAGUAUCAUGGGAUUAUUGCCGUCCAUUGCUUCGACCCUUUCGUUUUCGAUACCCGCUGGUCCGGUGGGCAUGGUUUGGGUAUAUUGCUCCCGUUCUCCAACCUGUCGAUACUCGACGGUUGGGUUGACUGGAUGUAUAGGAUGGCUUGUUGCAAGUGUGUUUAUAUUUAUUGUUGGGUUGGCUAUGGCUGACCUGGCAUCGGCAAUGCCCACGGCCGGUGGUCUUUACUUCUGGACCCAUUAUUUUAGUGGUGAAAAGUGGAAGAAUCCCUUGAGUUUCGUGGUGGGAUAUAGCAAUACCAUCGGUCUCAUCGGAGGAAUCUGCUCUAUUGACUAUGGCUUUGCUACUAUGCUACUCUCGAUUGUCUCUAUCGCUCGCGACGGAGAGUGGUCUGCAUCUCGAGGACUCGUGUACGGUACUUAUGUCGCCUGCGUCGUCGUCCACGGUCUAAUCGCCACGUUCUUUGCCCGAAUCAUGCCCAAAAUCCAGUUCGCCUGUAUUUUCCUCAACGUUGGUCUUGUCCUUGCCACCGUGCUCGCCCUCCCGAUUGGCAAAGCAGUCAAUGGGGGAACGAUCAACUCGGGCACCUAUGUCUUUGGGAAUAUCGAGAACUCCACAACCUGGCCUGCGGGGUGGGCGUUCGUCAUCGCCUGGCUUUCUCCGAUCUGGACAAUUGGUGCCUUCGACUCGUGCGUUCAUAUGAGCGAGGAAGCCACCAAUGCCCCCCGUGCCGUGCCUUUGGGUAUCUUAUGGUCUAUUGGGCUAUGUGGAACUCUGGGAUUCCUCUCUCUGGCUAUCAUCGCUACAGUAAUUGAUACGAAUCUGUCAGCAGUGCUGAACACUCAAUUCGGCCAGCCCAUGGCGCAGGUCUACUACGACUGUCUCGGUAAAUCUGGGGCUAUCGGGUUCAUGGCCAUACUUGCGCUGGUUCAGUUUUUCAUGGGAUUGAGUAUUGUCGUCGCAGCCUCCCGCCAAAGCUGGGCCUUCUCCCGCGACGGUGCCCUCCCCUUCUCCUCCUUCUUCCGCCACGUCAGCAAACGCAUCCGCUACCAACCCGUUCGCAUGAUUUGGGGCGUCAUCUGCGCAGCCAUCAUAAUCGGACUCCUAUCCCUCAUCAACGCAGCAGCCUCAAACGCUCUUUUCUCCCUCGCUGUGGCCGGCAACGAUCUCGCCUGGAUGACGCCUAUCGCCGCCCGGCUCAUCUGGGGCCAGGAGAAAUUCGAGCCGGGUCUGUUUUAUACAGGGCGCUUCAGUAAGCCAAUUGCGAUCACGGCGAUUGUGUACCUGGCGUUUGCGAUUGUGUUGUGCAUGUUCCCGACGCUGGGUCCGGAUCCGAGUCCCAACGACAUGAACUACACGGUCGUUAUCAAUUGUGCUCUUUGGGGCGGCGCACUCCUAUACUACGUUCUCUAUGCUAGGAAGACAUACAAGGGCCCCCAGAUCACGGUAUCAGAUACCCCGUCCGAAAAGAAACUGGAGAAAGACCCUCCUCGGUUUUCCGGAGGAAUAGAAGCUUAGACAGAUAGAAUAAUCGUACCAUCUGGGUCAUGUAUUAAGUCUCCGUAGGGCUUCUAUCUUCUGUUGAGGACUACACCUCCUGCAACCCUGUUCCUCACUAAUAAUGGUGUUCAAAUUGUAGAGCUAAAAAAAACUACAGUGGCAAGAUACCUGUCAUGGACUUUUUUGUAUGUAGGGGAAGUUGAAGGUUCUAGGAGCACCUCGCCAGCGAGACGCUUACAUCUAAUAAGAGUUUUUCAAGAUUUAAGAAGCAUGAAUUAGAAUCUCAGGAAGGGCUCAUAACCUGAUAAGAGGUUAUUA